UUUUCUUUAAAUCCGAACUAGCGACCUGCGACCUUCUGUCGACUUCUACCUUUUUACCGUUUCGCCGAUCCAUCUAACAACUUUUUUUUCUGCAUCGACGUUCUUUUCCACCUACACAUAACAUAAACAUACACACACCCUCAUUCGCGCGCUAUCCAUUUUUACUUCUCGACACAUAAAUCAAGAUGCCUCGCAACCGUUCCGCCGCUCGUCCCGCCGCUCGUCCCGCUCCGGCUCGUCCCACGGUCCCCAGCAGAGCGCCUGCCCCCUCUUCUCAACAGACGCGGCCAGCAGCGACUUAUGCCCCGGCGCAAUCUGCGCACCCGCAUCCCCCUGCGCAGGCCGCUCCCCAGGGCUCCCAGGGACCCGGUUUGUUCGGCCAGAUGGCCAGUACUGCUGCCGGUGUCGCAGUAGGUUCCUCCAUCGGCCACGCGAUCGGCGGGCUCUUCGGCGGCGGCGGCUCCGCACCCGCCGAGGCCUCUCCCCAAGCCGCCAGCGCAGAGCAGCAGCAGAGCCAGUGGGGCAACAACUGCCAGGGCGCCACGCAGUCCUUCACCAAGUGCAUGGACGAACAGGGCGGAAACAUGCAGAUCUGCGGCUGGUAUCUCGAGCAGCUAAAGGCCUGCCAGGCUGCUGCUAGCCAGUACUAAGAUAUCUAUCUGUACUAAGAUGGCGUAGGGUAGGAAGAGGAAAGGAAAGGAAAGUGGCAAGGGAAGGCAGUGAGGAUGGCCGGGAAAAGGGGUAAUGAGAACUCUCCCACCUCUGCGCUUUUGGGCCGAAGGAAUCAUGUCCACUGGCUAUUCGUAUCGUCUUUAGCCAACGUAUAGUUAUGUCUGCGGAGUGCAGUUGCGUUUGCUUGCGGAGUCCUCGAGCCAAUGCUCCUGUAUAUACUGACGCAAGACGAUUUAUAAAGUAAAAAAACUUCACUCUACGUUCUUCGAUAUGUGCAUUCCCUCUAGUAUGUAUAAGUUGAAAGAUUUUGAUGCAUGAUCUAACAUAGCAAACUCAUUUAUUAUACAUGGUAGACUACAACAAAUUACAACUAGAUACUUUGUAAUUAAACAAGUAGCCUGGAAUUCUAGAUAUCUCUAACAUAGAGGCGAGGC
Daldinia loculata is the source of this 1106-nucleotide messenger RNA. RefSeq lists its product as uncharacterized. The coding region runs from base 186 to 650 and encodes 154 amino acids. Gene Ontology annotation, biological process: mitochondrion organization. The record is from RefSeq and is a predicted model, not a curated record. Gene Ontology annotation, cellular component: nucleus; mitochondrion. NCBI's taxonomy places the organism in Eukaryota, Fungi, Ascomycota, Sordariomycetes, Xylariales, Hypoxylaceae. The transcript is spliced from 2 exons.